AUGGCUUUCAACAACUUCAACGACUUGCAGCACGCCCUGCCCACCCCCGCCACCACGCCCGCCACCGACAACGCCCAGCACGAGCGCAACGACCCCUUCUGGCACUCGACCCCACGCACCAAUACUACCAAUCCGCCCAAUGUGGCCGAGUUUGUGGCUGCCAUGAAGACAGCUGCGCCAACGACAAAUCGUGUCCCCAAAGCGCAAAAGAGUAACACUCGCUGCACUCACACGACCAUGGGCCGAAUCUACGGCAACCACUUGUUUUGCGAUCUUUGUUCUAAGAAACCAGAGACCAAGUGGCUCUACACCUGCCAGCAAGAUCACCAGCUUGUCCAGCCUCUUCCCCAUGUCGCCUUCCUACAGGCACAGCUUGACGCAAUUCCAAACGAUGCCGAUGUUUUCGAGGCAAAAGCUCUCCUUGCCGAGACUUUGCAAAUGCAAACAUGCAUCAUCACGUCCAUUCGCGCGAAAGAGUACACUAGCGAGCAAGUUACCCGACUCAUCAAGCAGAAGGUCGAGACCAUCCGAGCCGUCAAGAAGGCCGAGAGAAUGAUCCCUCGUCUGCCCGCACACUUCCGCGUCUCCAACGAUCCGGCCGGCAAUCUCAUCACUCAGCACGGUUUCACUCCCUUCAAGAGUAUCAUCACUUCACCAGGUACGAGCCCUGCCAAAGCUCUCCAAUCCGGCGACAUCGGCAUCCUGCCUUUCGUACGCGUGAACAUACCCUCGGACAGCCCCGCGAGCAAGUCAUCCACAUCGACCUCUCCAUCUCCACAGCGUGCCGUCGCCAGUGGCUUUCCCAGAUGCAGUCUCCAAGUAUGCGUGACUUGCAAGCCUUACUUUCGCGACCGCAAAUGGGCCUCCUUCGAGGCCGCUUACAACGAUGAGCUUCCACCUCUGACUGUCGAAGGACUCGAAGACCUCCCGAUCAUCGAUCCCAAGAUCGCUCGCAACCUCGGCCUGCGUCAACCUCCCGUUCCACACAACAACUCGCUCUCCACUGACCAGAGCGUGGACCUCACCCUGCAAGAGUCCCACGACACCGACGAAAUCUCCGUCAACUGGAGUCCGACUGACACCGAAGAGGAAGAGACUUCUCGCUCUAAUUCGUCCAGCAUCGAGAACAUCUCGCCCACAGCCUCUCGCUCACCAUCCGACCUCUAUCCUUGCCCGGGUCCACAUCACUGCCCAGUCUGCUCCCGCCAUUCCGGCUGCGCGUACGACUCGGGUUUCGAAGAUGGCCGCCGCGCCGCCAACCACGGCUACAUGCCCGAGUUGGAGUCCACCGAUCUUUCGUCUGCCGGCAAUUCAUCGCCAUCCUUCCGCUUCCUCGUCGAAGAUCCCUUGUCAUACGACGGGUCGUCAUCAUCCGCCUCAUCAGUCAGCUUGCCAACUCCCCACACAACCACGAAAGGUGGAACAGUCGGCCUCGCGCCUCAUCUCCACGACGACGAGUACAGCGAAGCUUUCAACAAUGUGACCUUGCGCAAGCAACUGUCGAGCACCAAGGCCCAAUCGGCCGAGCUUCUGACUCAAGACAAUAUCGGCCUGCGACUGAGAGAUCGCUCGAGAGAUAGUCGAGGCAGCUGGUCGAGUGGCAGCGAGGGAAGUGAAGUGGAAGUCGACGGUGGGGUUGCUUUGACGGAGGAAGCCGUGGUGAAGGGCGUGCCGGACUUGAGGGUGGGGGAGUGUCAGGCUUUUGUGGGGGAUGGGAGUGAUGAGGAGUAUUGAAGGGUUGGGGUCAGGAGGGAAUGGAAGUAUGAAUUAUGAAGUUAUGAAGUGAGGCGAGGAUGAGAGGAGGGCAAACGCGAGAAAGAGUGUGGGAAAUGGACAAUAUGGAGCAGGUCUAGAAUUGUCACGGUCUAUGCAGGAGCGAGCAUAUCUCAAUGGGAGAACAUGACAAGAGCGAGGACAGAAAUGAACGUAUGGAAAUGAAUUCAGGCGGCAUAUUUCA
Zymoseptoria tritici IPO323 is the source of this 1957-nucleotide messenger RNA. RefSeq lists its product as uncharacterized. The transcript is spliced from 2 exons. The record is from RefSeq and is a predicted model, not a curated record. Lineage: Eukaryota; Fungi; Ascomycota; Dothideomycetes; Mycosphaerellales; Mycosphaerellaceae. Bases 1 to 1734 code for a protein of 577 amino acids.